Plasmodium berghei ANKA is the source of this 14481-nucleotide messenger RNA. Its product is annotated as conserved Plasmodium protein, unknown function. The record is from RefSeq and is a predicted model, not a curated record. The transcript is spliced from 2 exons. The coding region runs from base 1 to 14481 and encodes 4826 amino acids. Lineage: Eukaryota; Apicomplexa; Aconoidasida; Haemosporida; Plasmodiidae.
AUGAAGAAUAUCAUAUUGAAAAUAUUAAAGAAUAUAGCGAUAAAUUAUAAUGCGACAAAAUAUGUGAAAAGAUUUAAAAAUAUUAUUUUUCAAAGUUUUAAACAUAUUAUUAUAGAGGAAUUAGAAUUAAACAAAUUUAGUAUAAAUAAUAUAUUUAAUGAUUAUAUAAUAGAUAAUUAUGUUAAAAAUAUUGACUUAAAAUUAAGUGAAGUAAAUUCAAAUGGCCCCUGUUCAAACCCAACAAAUAAUUUUACUGAUUAUUUAAUUUAUUUAAAUUUGCUAAAUUAUAAAAAAAAAGAGUUGCAAUUUAAUAUAUUCUUUUGUGAUAAAAUAGAAAUUGAUUGGGAUACAAACCACACUGGUUAUUUUUAUGAUAAUCUUUUACUAAAUAUCGAAAACGUUUAUAUAUUGCUUAAUGUUAUUGAGCUUUCUUUCGAAAAAGGGAAUGUCCAACAUGGAAAUAAAAUCGGGGAAAAUGAUGAACAAAACGGACAAAACAAACAAAAUGAGGAAGGUGGUAGUGAAAAGGAUUGGAUCGGAAUGGUGAUAUUUUUUACAAUUGUCUUUCUGAACUUUUUAAAAGAAAUGAUUGUUGAAAUUGGAAAGUGGAUUUACUAUUUAAUAAGUUUAUUAUUGAAGAAUAUAUCAUAUAUAAAUAUAUUAAAAAAAAUAUUUAGAAAAAUAAUUUUAGAAAACACAUUAUCUAUAAAUGUAAAAAAUAUGAAUAUAAUAUUUGAAGAAAAAAUUAGUAAAUGUGAACAAAAUAUGUUUUUGUCUAUACAUGUAGAAAAUUUAAAUAUAGAUAAUUAUAAUUAUAUAAAAAAUAAAAAAAAAAAAUUAAGAGAGGAAAUAGAUGAACAACGGGUAAAUAAGAAUUUAUCUGGAUUUUAUAAUUAUGGAAAAUUAAAUAAAAUAAAAUUUAAUGAAAAUAAAGAAUAUUUAAAAAUGCUCCUUACAGGUUUUACUAUUUAUUAUGAUAUAAGAACUCAUUUAAUUAGUGGCACAGAUAUUAAUUUAGAUAAAAAUAAAUAUAUUUUUUUUUAUAACUACAAUAUAAAUUUUAUGCAUAAAAGAAAAUGCUUAGUUGAAGAUAUCGAUUUGAUUUGCAUUAUUUCGAAAAAUAUUCAAAACAUUCAAAACUAUGUGAUUGAUUUGAUAGUAUCGUCUCUUAAAAUAAAUUUUAUACACGAUAAGUUUUAUGAUUUAUUUUUAUUUAUUUAUAAAUAUUUUUAUUUGUUGUGUAAUAAAAAUGUUUGUCUAAGAAAAGAUAAAAAAAAAAAAAAAAAAAAACAAUCUAAGAAUGGCUAUUUUGCGAAAACAAUUGCAAACAUAGAAUUCAAUAUGAAUAUUGAAAUGUUUAAAAUAAUGUUUUAUUACAAUUAUUAUUAUUAUUUGCAAAUCGUUUUAAAGGAUGUUAAUUUUUUAAUAUUUUUUGUGAAGAAAGAAUGGAAAAGUAGAAAAAUCAGACAAACAUUGUUAAAUAGUUCUAAGCCAAUAGUAUUUAAUUCUUAUAUUUUAAAAGAUUUUAUUUUUUUUAUUGAAUCAUUUGUUAUAAAAGAAGAAUAUUCUAAACUAUCACUAACCAUAUAUACAAAAAAAAAAGAAUUUAUUUAUUUAAAUAAAAGAAAUAUGAUUAUAAAACGUAUUCAAUAUAAUUGUAAUCAUGAAAAAGAAUUAUUAAAAUAUUGUAAUUUAGAAAGCAAAAUAAAUCGAUUUAUAAAUAUUAUUUCAGAUGGGAAUUAUGACAAAACCAAAAGGAAUAGUAUAAAUAAUAAUCAUGAAUUAACAUGGAAAGAUAAUGGACAAAGGUAUAUACAUGAUAAAACUAAAAAGUAUAGUUUAUAUUUUCGUAUAUAUAAAAAGGAAAAAGGAAUAAAGAAUUGUCAAAAUCCAAAUUAUUACAUAAAUAAUAUAUAUGUUUAUAUUGAAAAUAUAUAUUUCAAAAUAAAAAAUUUGGAUAAUAUAUAUUCAUUAAUAAGUAAUAUUCCAGAUAAGUUUUUUUUUAUAUUAUAUUAUAUCAUUAGUACAUCAAAAAAUUUAAAAGGAAAAUUAAUGGAUAACAAAAAAGAUAAAUUGACAUAUCGAAGAAGCAAUGAUAUAUGUCUAAAUGUUAGAUUAAAUUUUAUUGAAAUAGAAUUAAAAAAUAGAAAUAUGGCUAGUUUUUUUUUUUGUAUACAUAAUUUAGCAUUAUAUAAUGGAAAUGGGAAAUUGCGUCCUUAUAAGCGACAUUAUUCGGGUUUUAAUUUUUUUAAAAGAAAAAAAAUAAUAUUUUGUAAAAUAACAAAUAUAUAUUCAUAUAUACAAAAUGAUAAAAUCACACAUGUACUUUUUUACCCAUUUAAUUUAUUUUUUACAAUUCAUAAUUAUUUAAAAAAAAAAAUGAAAAUAGAAAUAUUAUCUUUGAUAAUAGAACUUAACAAAAAUGCAAUUGAAAUUUUUAAAGACAUAUUUUUUAUUCCAGAAAAAGAAACAAGUAGUAAUGAUCUAUUUUAUGAUUUUGAAAAAAAAAGAAAAAAAAAUACAGAACAUAUAUAUAAUGGUUAUAAAACAUUUAAUAAUGAAUUAAUAAAUGUUGUUCAUAAAAGUUUUACAGAAAUAAAUCCCAAAGUUGAAAAUAUAUUAAAUGAAUAUGAUAAUUUUAUAACAAUUUCUAACGAGUUAAACAUUCUUUUUAGUUGUAUAGACAUAUUUGUUGAUGUUUUUAAUUUUGAAAAAAAUAAUAAAGACGAUGAAAAAUAUGAUGUUAGUUCAUCUUUUAGUAUAACAUCAGUUCUUAAUACGCUUGAAAAUAUAAAUAUAUAUUUUUCUUUUCAAUACAUACAUAUUUAUUUUUUUUUUAAUAAUGAUUUUGUUGAAUUAGGAAAAAAAGCAAGUAAUAAAAAUAAAAAAAAUAAACAUGUAUUAAAAAAAAAAAAAUAUAUGAAUAUAUUAUCUUUUUUUAAUGAUAAAAAUAGAGCGAACAAUAUUAAUAGUUUAAUAAGCAUAAAUAAUGUAAAUGUUAACAAUAAUAUUCCAAUAAAACCCGUGGAAGUAUUUUAUAUAAAAUGUGAAUUGAAAAAUGUGAAUUUUUUUUGUAAUGUUAAAAAAGAUAAUGAUAAAAAUUGGAGUUUAGGAAAAUAUUCAAUUUCAAGCAAGUUUAAAAUUACAAAUUUUCGAGUUUUAUAUAAUUUUUAUUUUAUUCCAAUAAAUUUAGAAACAUUUGUUAUGAAUGGUUUGUGUGUAUAUAUUUUGAAGGGAUCUAUUUCUGAUAAAGAAAUAAUAAAAAUAAAAAAAAAUGAAGAUUCAGAAAAAAAUAAAAAAUCAAUGUUUAUUCUAAAUAAAUGUAUGUUGGAAUAUGUUGAUAAGGAAAAUAUUUUGAUAAAUAAAUGUAAAUGUAUAAUUAAUUUGAAUUAUAUAAAUAUAUUUAUAUACGAUUUUUUUAUUAAUUUAUUUUAUUAUAUAUAUAGAAAUAGUAGGACAAGAGUAUUUGAUAAAACAAAUGAAAAAUAUAGCAAAAAGAAAGAAAAAAAAAUGAAAUCAAAUAUAAAUUCAAUAAUAAAAAUACAAUCAAAUUAUACAAAAAUGUUGAAACGUAUAAAUAUAUGUAAUGAUUUAUUAAUUGCAAAAAAUAUAUUUAAAAUUUUCAUUUUUUUUUCAAUUAAAAAAACAAAUAUUUUUUUCAUUUUUUAUGAUAAAGUAAAUGAAAAUAAAACAUAUUAUAAUUCCGAUAAUUUAUCAAAAUUUUAUAACACUCAUUUAAUUUUACAAUUAAAUUAUUUUUUUACUAAAUUGAAAAAUGAAAUUGUACAUAUAAAAUUAAGAGAUACUGGACUAAAUGCUUAUUCAUUUAACAAUGAUAAUUUUUCAUUUUAUCAAAAUAGCUAUCCUUUUAUUUCGAAAUAUUUAAAUAAAAUACAAACUUAUUAUUAUAUAUUUAAACCUCGGAUUUGGAUCUGUUUAAAGUGGAUAACACUUACGAGGUGUAAUUGUUUUAUGCAUUAUAUGAGAUGUGAUAUAAAUAGAAGAAAUGUGCGAACUACUCAAAAUGAGGAAACUAUUAAAAAUGGGCAAACCGAAUGUGUAGUGGCAAAAUGCAAAGAUAGAAUAAACAAAUCUGGGAAAAAAAAAAAAAAAAUUUUAAUAAAAGUCGAUGAAAUAAAUAUAAAAAUGUUAAAUUUGUAUAAUUCUAUACUAUUUAUAAAUUUACAUAAAAUAAGAAUAUUUAAUUAUUUAAAUUUUAUUGAGGAAUUAAAUAUAUAUUUACAGUUAUUUGCAACAACAUUUAAAAGUCCAUUUUUUGCAAAAUAUUUUCCUAUAAAUCAUUUUGAAUCUCGGAAUGAAUAUAUGAUUGAGUUUGAUAUGAAAGAAAAAGAAACAAGUCAAUUUAAAAAUAGUAGUAAAUAUAAUAAAGUAGAAAAUGAUGAAUUGAUAAUAGAUAAGGAUUUUUAUAAUGAAGAUACAAUUAAUAGUACAUGGAUUGAAAUUUUUUAUAAAAUGUGUAUAUUUAAAAAAGUAAUAUGUUGUAUAAAUGUAAUAAAAUAUAAUUACACAUUGAUUUCCCCUAUUGUAAAUAAUGACAGAAAAAAAACUAAGAAAGAAAUACUUAGUUUAAAAAUAAAAAAAACAGAAUUAAUAUUAAAAAGAAAUAAUAUAAAAAAUUUAAAUAAAUAUAUAUCUUAUUUUAAAUACAACUUGUGUGCAAACAUAUAUGGAAUCAAUAUAUUUAUAAAAAAAUUAAAAAAAAUAUAUAUUUUAUUUUGCUCUAAUUUUUUAUCUUUUUUUAGUAAAAUCAAUGGAUAUAUGCCAAGAAAUGCCAUUUAUCAUGAUUUUGAAAAGAAAAAAAAAAAAAAAAAAAAUAUUGGAGAAUCAUAUGUAUUGUAUAAAAAUAAUUAUUUAAAAUAUAUCCGUUGGAAAAAUAGUUCUAUAGGAUUGUUUUUUAAAAUUAAUAGACAAAUAAAACGAAAAAUAUCGGAUAUAAUUUUUUUAAAAAAAAAUAAUAAUAUUUUGAUUAAUUUAGAAGCUGAACAAACAUUGGACAAUAAAUUUCCAAUAAUUGUAAAACUCGAAUUAAAAUCAUAUAUUAAAAAUAGAGAAAAUUAUUGUAGUGAAAACGAUUUUGCAUUUUAUUUGUUUUUAAAUGAAGUGACUAUUUUAUCUGUAGUUAGCAUAUAUGUGAAUAUUGUUAAUUUAUUUGAAAGUUUGAAAAAAAUUACAAACAUGUGGAUGAAAUGCAAUAGAGAAGCAAAUAAAAAUAUAGAAAUAGAAAAAUAUACACAAGAAAAUUGUAAUAAAAUUGAAAAAUAUUAUAGAAAAUAUCAAGUUAAUAAAAUAGAUUCUGUUUCAUUUUUACAAUGUUUAGAAAGUUUAAAAAUAAAGGUGAAAAAUAUAUUUUUUUUAUUUUAUGAAUAUAAUAUGAAAAUGUUUAUAGGUUUUUAUUUGAAAGAAAUAAAUAAUAUAUUAUAUAUAGAUCAUUUAAAAAAAAAAAAAAAUUCAAAUGAAUAUCAAUAUUAUUUUAAAUACAUACACAAAUUAACAGAAUCAGUUUUGUUUACUAAUAAUGUUUAUUUUAAUUCGAAUAAUAAUAUUUAUAUUUUUGAGAUUUUCAAUAAUUUAGUAAAUAAAAACAAUUUAAGUUACUUAAAGGGUAUGUUUUAUUUUUUUAAGAAGCAAAAGAUAGAUUCAAACUUGUUAUUUUUAAGACAAAAAAAAAUAAUAAAUAAUCUAAAAAAGAAAAGACAAAAAGAAUAUAAUGGGAAAAACAAUAAAAUACAAAAUUUAUCUAUUUGGUGGAACAAGCAGUUAAAAAUAGGGAAAAAAAAAUAUUCAAUUUUAAAAAAAAAUAAAAUAAUUAAGACUGAAUUUCCAUAUUUUAUUAAUACAAAUAUAUUACUUCAUAAAAUUAUCAAAUUGAAUAAGAAGAUACGUAUUCCCAGUGAGUUAGAUAUAGAUAAUAAAAAUAAAAUGGUUGUUUUUGUAAAAUAUUAUUUAAAAAAUAAAAAUACAUUUAUUCAUAUAGAAACUAAGCACACAUUUAAAAAUAUUUGCAUAUAUUAUCCACUAUACGCCAUUAUAGAAUUAAAUAAAAUGGUAGAUGCAUUAAACUGCCCUUUUAUUUAUAAAUUAUAUUUAUCUACUAUUACAAAUUCUCAAAACAAUGAUAACGAUUAUAUUUCCAAACAAAAAAAAUGUGACAUUUCUUUUGAUUUUAAAGUUUGCCUUUUAAAUUUUAAAAUUAAUCUUUUGUCGGCAUAUACAUAUUCAAUCAGAAACAUUAAAGAGGAUGAUCUCAUAAAAAAUGAAAUCGAAUUUAGAGAUGAAUCUAGAAAAAAAAAUAAGGAAAAUGAUAUUUUUAAGGUUCAGAAACGUGGAAAUAAUGAUGAUAAUAGUGAUAGCGGUACUUUUGAGAUAAAAUUGGAAAAACAAAAAAAAAAAAAAAAAAAGGAAAAAGGAAAAAACAAAAAUGGCAAUGAAAUAAAAUUCCAACAUUUGGAUGGUAUUCUUAAACAAAAGGACGUGAAAAAACAUAAAAAUGAAAUUGAAAAGAAAAACAGAAACAAUAAAUCAGAUGAAAUAGACGAAAAAAGCAUAUUGGAAAACAAAGAAAAUGAAAUAAAUAUGAAUGAAAUAAAUAGAAAACAAAGAGCAUUCUUAUAUGUUUUUGUUCUUAAAACAGAUAUAAAUAUAGAUAUGAAAAAUAAAAAUAAGAAAACAAAAAUAAAAAAAAAAGUAAUAAAUAAUAGUAAAAAAAAUAAUAUUACUUUUGUAAAUAAAGUAAAUAUGAAUGUUUCUUUUUCCCAUUUAAAUGUAACAAGUGGCUUGUUGUAUAUAUGUAUUAACGCUGAACCUUUUUUAUUUAACAUAAUAAGAGUUCAAAGUUUAUUUAAAUCCGUAUAUGAAUAUAAUAAUAGUUCGAAAUACUAUUUUAAUAUGUCUAGAAAUCACAGGUUUAGACUGAAAAGAAAUGAAAAUUUAAUAAGUCAAAUAGAAAAUAAAAAUAUUUCGAAAAUAACUACUAAAACAAAUAAAAUAAAAUUUAUAAUUAUGAGAGAAUAUUGUACAUAUAAUACAAUAGAUAUAAUGAAUAUUUUAUUAUUUUUUCAAAAUAUUAGUUACUAUUUAAAUUGGAGUAAACGGUCAUGUAAAAAAACGAAAAAAAAUAUAAAGAAUAAAUCAAAUGAACAUGUUAAGGAAAUUAAUACAGACUUUGCAAGUAGCUAUGACAUAUAUAAUAAUAUAAAACAUGAAGGUAUGGGUGCUAGCCAACAUCAUAUAAGUGGUGAUGCUUUGGAUAUUUAUUCAACAAAGAAAAAUGAAACAAAUAUUGAUGGUUCGAAAAGAGAAUCAUAUUAUUACGAAGAAAAAGAAAGGAAAGAAAACAAAAGAAUAAUUGAGAGUUCUUAUUUAAGUUAUAAUAAUGAAGUUAUAAAAUUGGAAAAUAAUUUGAAUGAAAAGAAUCAGAAAAAACGGUAUAAGAACAAAGGAAUGAAAAGAGAAUUAAAAAUCGUUGAUGAAAUAUUAGAUAAAGGUUUGUGUGGAAAUGAGAAAAAAAGUUCAAAUGUGAAUUAUUGCCUGAACAAUCAGAAAAAAAAAGCUAUAAGCAAAAAAAAUGUUAAUGUAAUUAUUGGAAGUAAAUCUAUAUAUAUUAAUAAUAAUGAUUUGUUGAUUUUGAAUUUGUUAAUAGAAGAAUUAUUAUUUAUUCAAAAAAAGUUGAAAGGUGGUAAAGUUGUGUAUUCGUGUAAAUAUAAUUAUAAUGGUGUAAUUAUAUCAUCGAAAUUUUCCAAAAAAAAAUGUAUAAAUAACCAAAAAAAAAAAUUGAACAAUGCAGAAAAAAAGCGAAAUUCAAGCCAAAUUAUAAAAAGAAUGAAAAACAAAAUAAAUAUUUCAGUAGAUAUGUUAAAAAUAUAUUUUAUGACAAAAUCUUAUGUGCAUGAGCUAUUUUCAAUAAACAGUUUUAACAACAUAAUUAAAAUAGAGAAUACAUAUAUAAAUAACAAGAUGAAAUAUUUGUUUAUAUUUUUUAAUUUUAAUAAAGUAGACACAUUAACUGUCAUUGCAAAUGAUUUAGUUAAUUUUAUUUAUACUAAUUCAAUUAAAACAUCGUUUAUUGAUUCAUUUGAUUUAUCAUGCCAAUAUAUUUUGAAUAAUAAAAAAAAUAAAUUUUUGAUUCAUAUUAAAGAUGAAAUAAAUAUUAAUUUAAAUAAAAAUAUUAUAAACUUUUUUGUUUUAUUUAAAUAUAAUUUUUUACAUGAUUAUUUCGAUUAUAAUGAAUACAGUGUGUUUAAUCAGGCAGGUAGCAGUCGUGAUAAUAGUAGAGUUGCCAUUGUAAAAGAUUUAAGGAAAUUUAUUUUUUAUGGAAAUAUAUUUUUGAGAGAAUAUGUAAUUAUUCGAAAUUUCACUUUUUAUAAUUUAAAAUAUGAAUAUGAAGAUAAUGUUGGUUAUAUAAAUAAGAAUGAAGAAAAUCUAAUAGUUGGAAAUAAUUUAUAUUUAUUGAAUAUAUAUAUGAUUGAUGGCAAAAUAAAUUUAUCCAAAAAAAUAUAUAUAAAACGGGCUAUACAAUCGUUAAAUAAUUCUAAUAAUAUAACAAGUAAUAAAGAUGAUGGAAAUUUUAUUGAAAAUAAUGAUGUCAGUUUUUAUAACAACAACGAAUGGGCUAAUAAUGAUGGAAAUAAAAAUAAAUUUCGUCCAAUUUUGAACGAAAAAAAUUAUCUUUACAUUGAUGUGGUUGUACAGGAAAAUAAAAGAUGUAUUAACAUAUAUCCUUACUUCUUUAUACAUGUGCUAUAUAGUAAAUUUUAUGAAAAAAAAAAAAAAAUGAAUGAAAACGAUGUAAAUAGAAAAGAUAACACAAAAAUGAAUAUUGAAAACAAUGAUUGGAUAAAAUUAAAAUUCAUCAAAGAAGAAUGUAUAAAUACUUGUUUAAUACGAAAAAAUGAGAUGCUAUUUAGUGUACCUUUUAAUUUUAUAAAAAAAUGUAAAUAUAUUCAGCUAGCUUUAAAAGAAGAUAAAAAAAUAUUUACAAGCAAUAAAAUUAAAUAUAAAAAUAUAUUUAAUCUCCAAAAAUAUGCGUAUAAGGAUAUUUAUGAUAUAGAACAUUAUGUGUGCUGUUGUUUUUUUUAUUUAUUUCUAAAGAAAGAAAAAAAAAUGAAAAAAAAUAGAAAAUAUAUUUCAAAAUAUGAAAAAAAAAAAAAAGAAGAAAUAGUAGAAAACACCUUUCCAAAAAAUGAUGAAUAUAAUAAUUAUUAUAAAAUAUUUAAUGUAAUGAAUAUUGUUAAAAAUAAUAUGCAUAUUAUAUCUAUAGAAAGUUGUAUAAGAAUUAUAAAUUUAAGUCCACUCGAUAUAAAAGUUUUGCUAAAAAGGGAAAAGGGAAGUAUAAACACAUAUAGUAUAAAAAGCUUUGGUUACAUAAAUGUUUAUGAAUUUAAUUUUUUAAAGAAUAUUAUUUUAAAUUUUUGUAUGAGCAUACAUAGAAAAUGGGUUGAAUUUAUAAAAAUUGAAAAUGAAAAUUAUUUUAGAGAAUAUAAAAAUGAUAAUGGAUCCAACACAUUUUCUAAAGAUCAUUCUAAACAAGUUCAUGAUAAUAAAAAAAAUGGAUGUCAUAUAAUAAGUUACAAAAUAAUACAAUUUAAGAAUUUAUAUUUUGUUAUAUAUAUAUAUAUAUAUAACAAUUGCUAUAAUAUUGCAUUUCUAAGUAAAUAUAACAUUUACAAUUUUACAAAAAAUACAUUAUAUUACCAUUUAACACAUAAUGAAGAAGAAUGUACAAUUGACGAAUUGAAAUAUUUAUCUGAAAUAAAAAAACAUAAACUUAAAGAUACAUUUAAUAUUUUAAAAGAACAUAUGUUUGUUUUGCAUCCAUUAAUAGAAAAUGAGAUAAUAAUAGAUAAUAGCAAUUUAAUAAAAAUAAAAAGAAAUAAAUUUUAUAAUUAUAGUAUAGAUGGGAAAAGUCAGAAUAAUUUAAUAGAUGAAAAAGAUAAUACAAAAAAAUAUAUAAACAAUUAUUGCUUUAAUCACAAAUUUGUUAUAAAUAAUAAUAGUUCUCGAAUUUUAAAUACAGAUGUUUCUAUUUAUGAAAUAAAUAAAUCAUAUACUAAAAUAAUUAAUUUGAAUGAUGAAUAUAUAAAAAUAGAUAUAAACAUAGUUACUAUUCAUUCAUUUAAUAUAGUGUUUAUUCAAUUUUACCCUCAUAUUAUUAUAGUAAAUUUAACAAAAUAUAAUUUAGAAUUAAAGUUGAAAAAUAAUGAAGAGGUUAAAAAAAAAUAUCAAAAUAUAAAUUAUGGAAAAAAGUAUAAUGAAUUAAAAGAAAACAAUUCGUAUGCUUCUUGUGAUAGUAUACAAAAUGACGAAUUAAAUUUUAGUGAGCAAUCUGAGUGUUCUAUUUCUAGUUAUGAUGAAAUAAAUAAAAAGGAGGUACCUAUAACAGUUAGUUCAGAUAAUAAAAUAAAAAAUUAUUUUAAAGCUGCAUCUCAAUUGUUUGACAUAACGAUAAAUUCAAAUAAAAAGAAUAGAGGUAAUUAUAUAAUUUUAAGGAAAAUGAGUAUGAACGAAUUAAAUGUGAAUGAUAAAAAUGCAUGGGAUUAUAUUAGUUUUAAAAUUAAAAAUAAAGGGGAAGAAGAAGAAGAAGAAGUUGAUAAUAAUACAAAAGAAGAGGGGAAGUAUAACUAUUCGGAAAAAACAAAUGUAAAUAGAUUUGCAAAUUAUGAAAUGAUUAUUGAAUAUCUUAAAAAGAACGCAAAUUCGAAUAUAAAGGGAGCAAACAAUUUGAUUGGGAAAAAAUAUACACGAUGUAAAUAUAUUAAAAUUAGUAAAAAUAUGAAUAAAUAUUUUUAUAUGUAUAAAUAUAAAGAAAUUAGAUUUGCAAAUAGAAAAUUUGAGAAUAAUGACGAAUAUAAGUAUUAUGGAAUAAAAGAAAUGCUUUUUAAUAUAAGUUGCAUAGAAAUUAAAAAAACAAAUUAUAUAUUUAUAAAGAAAAUACCAUUUCUUCUUAAUUAUGAGAUGGGUUAUUUUCAGGGUGGAAUAACGAUUCAAUAUGUUAGUAGCGAAUCUGAUAUUCCUGAAGAAUUUUUUAUAUUAAAAAAUGAAAGAAAAUGUUUUAAUGAAACAUCAAAUAAAACAAAAAAGGAAAAAUGUAAUGAUUAUUUAAAUAGACGAACAUAUACUUUGAAGAAAAAAGAGGAACAUGUACUUGAAAUUGAUGGAUAUGAGAAUUAUCAGAAAAUAUAUGAUGGAUUUAAAAAAUUAAAUUUAGGAAUGGUUUGUAAUUUAAAAAAAAAAAAUUUUAAUCUUAUAUUAAAAAGUUACAAAGAAAUUGUAAAUAACAAAAUAAUAAAAGAAGGAAAGAUAUAUAUAUUCAACAAUUUAAAUAUUCCAAUUUUUGUGAGCCCAGAUAAAUCUAAUUAUCUUUUUUAUAUAAAUAAGAAAUAUAUAUAUUUUAAAGAAAAUAAAUAUUUUUAUUUUUAUUUCCCUAAAUUUAUAUUAAUUAGCAAAAAGUUAGUUUUUUUAUUCAAAACGGAUAAUAAAGUACAUGAAUAUCGAGGAGUUAAAAAUUAUAUGCACAUAAUAAAAGAUGAUAAUAUAUUUCAGAAUUUUUAUGUUAUGAAAUUAUUUUUGUUUUGUAGCAUAGUUUCAACUUUUCAAUUUUAUUCUUUUGUCUUUUUAAGACGAGCAUGUUCCUCUCGAUUUAGUGGGAAAAAAAAAAGUGUUCGAAAAAAUGGAAAAAGAAAAAAUAGAAAAGAAAUAGUUUAUUUUGAAUUAUAUUUAGUAAACUUUUAUUGUGAUAUAAUAAUAAAUAAUAACAACGAAAUAAAUAUAAUAUUAAAUGGAAUAAAUGAAUGGCAUUUCAUAAAAAAAAUAUUAUCGAUAAAUUAUUUUUUUAAUUUUUUGAAAAACAAUAAGUUUGAUAAAUAUCCUAAAAGUAUUUCAAACGUUACUUAUAUAAACAAUAUGUAUGGUUUGAACAGUAAUGAUUUAUUAAAUGUUAAAUGUUUUAUACGAAGUAUGAAUUUGCUUUUUAAUUUUGAAAAUAUUUCAAAUAAUUCAGAGAAUUUGCGACAAAAAAUAUAUAUAAAUAAAAUACAUUUAAAUCUAUACACAUUUCAAUAUUUUAAUAAUAGUGUUGUUGAAAAGAAAAAGCGUUGCAUCCAAUUUUGGGGAAAUACUAGUAGUCGAUAUAAUCCAAAAACGAUAAAAGGGGGAUUCGGGAAUACAGAAGAAAAAAAUGAAACAUUUGAGAAGUUUGACAUUCACGAAUUUGAAUAUUUGAAUCGGGAUGGUUACUUAGAUUGUUUAGAAAGUUUAAAACGUUUCGAAAAAAGUCCAAAUGUUGUGAAAAGUACCAGAAGUGACGAAAUUGCGAAAGAAUGUUUAGGGAAAGAGCUUGCUGUGGAAUGUUCUAAAAAUAUAAGGAUGAAAAAUAUUCGAAUAAAGAAUAAGAAAUUGCUUGGUGAAAUGUUAGAAAAUAAUUUAAUUUUGAGAAAUAACAAUGAAAUAUAUAAUAUAUAUAAUAAGUUAAAAAAUAAGAUAUAUUGUCAUUAUUACUCUUUUAUGUUUAGUGAUUAUAUACGCAAUAAUAAAACAUAUAAAAAUAUUUUUAAAUUAUUGAAAAGUCAAAUUAUUGCAGUAUGUUUUAAUAAAUCUGAUUUUUACAAAAAGAUAUCCAUAACGAUUGAUAAUAUUAGCAUAAAAAAGGAUAUGUUAUAUGAUAAAAAAAAAGUUGAAUAUAAUUAUACAAUUUUAACUAAAUAUAAUAAGAAUGAAAGUAUUUUAUAUAUAAACAUUAACUUAUGUAAACAAACUUGUAUGGAAUAUAAACAUAUUUAUAAUACUUUAAAUAUAUUAUACGCUUGUUCAUAUAUAAAUGCGAUUAAAAUGGGGAAAAAUAUAGGGGAACAAGAUUUGUACAAAAUUAAAAAAGGAAACUAUUCUUUUUCAAAUAUUUUAAAUAAUAUAAAAAGGGAAAAAGGUGUAAUAAAUUUCAUUGAUAUUGAAAAUAAUAUAAGAAAUGAUAUUAUUAAAAAAGCAAAAUAUAAUAUUUUUAAUUCUAACAAUUUUUCAAGAAACAGAGAGCAUGCUUUACUAUACAAUAUAUAUUAUUUUUAUAAAAAAAAUGGAAAAAUAAAAAAAAAAGAAAAAGAUAAUAACAUUGGUGGAAAUAAUAGUAGUAGUAGUAGCAGUUGCAAACGCUAUAAAGUAAAGAAUUUAUUAGAAUUUAUUGAAAAUAUAAAAAGUAAAAAGUGUGAAAAAAAAAGAAAAGAAAUAAAGAAUUUAUCUAUAGAAAUAUCUAGUCUUGUUUUGACAUUGGACUAUAAUUAUUUUAUUAAUAUAUUGCCAUUAUUUUAUGAUUAUUUUUGUAAAAAAUUAAAAUAUUUAAAUCCUAUAAAUAACUUAAAAGAUGAAAGGAAAGUAUGUUUUUUACACAUGUAUUAUUACUAUUAUUUAAACAAGUUAAUGGGAAAAAAGCGAUUUGAAAAAUUAGAACAAAUAAAAAACAUUGGUAAUUAUUCUUAUACAAAUGAUAUAGUUAUAUGUAGACAAAAUAAAGAAGAAAAAAUAUUUUUAUUAUAUAUACAUAAUAUUAAUAUAAGGAAAACAAAGAUAUAUAUAAAUGUAAAUUAUUUAUUAAAAUUAUUUUUAACAAAAAAUUUCUUGAUGAAUAUAUCAGCCAUAAAGAUUCAAAAUAAACAAAAAAAAAAUUUAAAACAUAUUUUAAAAAAAAUAAAGAAAAUAUAUUUUUACAAUUAUAUUAGUAUAUUUUUUUAUUUGCUUAAAAAUAUAAAUAUAUCUGAACAUUCGUCUUAUACAACAUUAAAUUUCUUAAAUUUUAUUGAAAAGUUUUUAAAAAAUAAUUUACAGUUAUCCCCUUUACAAAAUUUAUAUAGUUUAAUUAUUACUUUAAAAUAUAAAUGUGAAUAUGAACUUAAUAAUAAUAAGAUAAACCAAGAUAGUUAUUCUAUAAAUAAAAAAAAUAUUGAAGAAUUAGUAAAUAUUGAAAAUAAUCCUCUUUUAAUUAUGUCUGAAAGGGAUAAAUAUUCACAAGAAAUUGACAAUAGUAAUAAUUAUUUUAAAAAUAUGUUUUUAUUUAAUUAUUCUAACAUUUUUUCUAUGAAUAUAUUUUCGAAAAAUACAACACAAAUAACUAAUCACCCCAAAAUACACAAAAGUUUAAUGAAAAAAAUAAUGAAUUUAAAAGAGCGAGAAAAUAUAUUUUCAAAAAUUCAUGAAUCAUAUAAAAAUUCUGAUUUGAUUUCCAAUUUUAAACAUACAAAAUUUAGUCAAAAUUGUACCAAAAGUACACAAAUACAAUUUGACAAUUCAAAUGGCAUUUCAGAAUCGUCAAAUAUCAAAUAUAAAGAUAGCAACAGCUCUGGAAAUUAUUUAAAAAAAAAAAAAAGUGGUAAAAUGAAGAAAAAAAAGAACAGAAAAACAGACAGAAAAACAGACAGAAAAACAAACGUACAAAACAUUACCCACAUAUCGUUUACUCACAACUUAAACAUCAAAGAAUAA